AGAGGGGGUGGGGGGUUUUUUGAGAGAGCGUGAGAGCGGGGGUGUGUGAGAAGAAGUGGCUAUGGCAAGAUGGGGAAGGAGGGCUCGGGGGUUUGUGCAGGUUGAAGCAUUUUUGUGCAAGCGUGGAUAGCGCACUUGGUAGUGUAGGCCCUGAUGUCGCACGCUCGAUUGUAGCCAGCUUUGAAUUCUGUUGCAGUGCUCUUUUGCAGGUGUCUGUGCUUUGAACCUCGAGAAGUUGCGCCGUUAGGUUGAAUAUGAACUUUUUCUGCUGUGUGCACGAGGAAGGGCCGGAAACAAGAUCGAGGAGGAAGCUGGAGGCAAUGAGGUGUUCUUGAUCAUGCAGGGAGGGGCUAGGGCGCGCUCUGUGUUCUGUUCCUUAGGGAAGGCUGGUUGCGGUCCUGGAAAUGCAAAGGGGAUAGCUGAUGCGGUCAUGUUUGGAGGAGGAAUGGAGUAGGAGAGAGUGGACGAUGUCGGGGCGAGGUUUUGAAUGGCGAUAGUGUAGGAGUGUGUGCAGAUUGUAUUCAUGCCUUGAGUCUGCGGGUUAUUGAGGAGCUGCUAAUUUGGAAAAGACGUGGCAGUAGCUAUGGAGCUGUGAGUGGUUGUCAUUUUGCACUUACAGGUGGUUGCCAGUCAGGUUAAUGUGGAAUCGAGGAAGUAUGCUACUGGACGAAGAUAAUCACUGCGUUCGCAAUGCAUCGGGCUAUUCACCCCGUUCCUCAGGUUGAGACUGCAGCAUGUUAUUGUGGGGGAGUAGAUGCAGGUUUGUCAGUGGGCGGAAGAAGAUUUGUGCCAGGGCGGACUGUGGGUCAUUGUGUUAGACCAGAUAUUAAACCUACCAUAAAUCUGCCAAAGAAGCCAGCACGAGGCGAAAGACGUAAUCCCCCUGAACUGUUACCAGGCCUUCCGGACGACCUAGCAAUUGCUUGCCUCAUUCGAGUACCUAGACUUCACCACCGAAAACUGCGUGUUGUCUGUAAAAGAUGGGAUCGUCUUCUUGCUGGCAACUUCUUCUAUUCUCUUCGUCGUCGACUUGGUAUGGCAGAAGAGUGGGUCUAUGUCAUCAAACGAGAUCGUGAUGGUCGCAUCUCAUGGCAUGCUUUUGAUCCUAGGUAUCAGCUUUGGCAGCCUCUGCCACCCGUCCCAGUUGAGUACUCAGAAGCACUCGGCUUUGGAUGUGCUGUUUUGAGUGGGUGCCAUUUAUAUCUUUUUGGCGGGAAGGACCCUUUGAAGGGGUCCAUGCGUCGAGUUGUCUAUUACAGUGCACGUACAAAUAAGUGGCAUCGUUCCCAACCUAUGCAGAGGAAACGACAUUUCUUUGGCUUCUGUGUCAUAAAUAACUGCUUGUAUGUGGCGGGAGGGGAGUGUGAAGGAAGUCAAAGAUCCCUACGGUCUGCGGAAAUGUAUGAUCCAAACAGAAACAGGUGGUAUUCUAUCUCCGACAUGAGCACAACUAUGGUUCCCUUCAUUGGAGUUGUAUAUGGUGGAAGGUGGUUUCUAAAGGGUUCAGGAUCUCACAGGCAGGUGAUGAGUGAAGUCUAUGUGCCAGCGACGAAUCACUGGACUCCUGUCAUGGAUGGAAUGGUUGCUGGGUGGCGGAACCCCUGUGUUGAGCUCCAUGGUAAUUUAUAUGCUUUGGACUGUCGGGAUGGGUGCAAAUUACGGAUGUAUGACCGGGAUACUGAUGCGUGGAGCCGAUCUGUUGAUAGCCGUUUUCAUCUUGGAGGUUCUCGAGCUAUGGAAGCUGUUGCUUUGGUGCCCUUAGGAGGGAAGCUAUGCAUUAUUCGGAACAACAUGAGUAUUACUCUGGUUGAUGUAGCCAGUGCGGACAUACCUGAAAAGCAGGGACAAAUAUGGGAAACGCUCUCUGGAAAGGGGCAAUUCAAGUCAUUUGUGACCAAUCUCUGGUCCAACCUUGCAGGUCGAAACCGGAUAAAAUCGCACAUUGUGCACUGCCAAGUGCUGCAAGCCUAAGCUCCAACGGAGCAAGGGCACCGCUUGGGUGUAUCAUUCUUGUUAUUCUUUUUCUGGUCUCAUUUUCCUUAUCAUAAUUCACAAUCUCAAAACCAGAUUUUUCCUCGUAUCAUUGGGGUUGAUACAGCAGCUGUCAUUCUGAUGAUAGAAAGUUUGUUACUUUGGUCCCUCACAUGGCUUCUUGAAUUUGGGAAAGAAUAAGCAUAGCAAUCCGAAGUUAGCUUUAUGCCAUUUUCAAAUUCAGGUCUGGCAGAAAUGUUGCCAGACAAUUCACCAAUGCUGCUGGAAUUUCAAUUGGCAAUUUUAAUUUAUCUGGUUUGAUGUUACUGA
Physcomitrium patens is the source of this 2301-nucleotide messenger RNA. Its product is annotated as F-box/kelch-repeat protein At1g55270. Lineage: Eukaryota; Viridiplantae; Streptophyta; Bryopsida; Funariales; Funariaceae. Gene Ontology annotation, molecular function: protein binding. The record is from RefSeq and is a predicted model, not a curated record.